UUGAGGCGAAAGUUUUACUUUCUCUAAUUAAACAAUACAAAAUGGCGUCCGAAGAAGUGGAACAAAAAGUCCAAAUCUUUUUAACAUAUUUAAUUCAAAAGAAAUUCACGAGUACUUACGAUUUAGCUCAGAAAACGGUCCUACUACUAAGAGAUAUAAUAUCAAAAUCAAAAUGGGCCAAUCCUAGGGAACUAAUGGAGAGGGUGAGGGAGGACGGGAAGAGAAUCAUUACAGCUCAAGCUGGGGAAAAUGUAGUAUGCAAUAUGGUCAGAAGAGUUCUUAAAAUUAUUCGUGAAGAACUUGUAAGGUGUCUGAGAGGAUCCGAUUCUGAGAGCAUGGACCUCAAGGAUUCGUUACAUACUAUGCUAAAAGGAGGUGAAGAUUAUGAUGAUCUGUCAAAGCCUGUACCUAAUUUAAAAGGUGCUGUUAUUGAAGCCAUACACGAAUUAUUAGGAGAAAUGGAAGAAAGUGCAUCCAAUAUUGCAGCACAAGCAUUGGACCACAUUCAUUCCAAUGAGGUCAUUAUGACAUCAGGUCAUUCUAAAACAGUAGAAGCUUUUCUUAAAGGUGCUGCUAGAAAGAGAAAAUUUCAAGUGAUUGUAGCGGAAUCAUCACCCUCUUAUCAAGGUCAAAAACUAGCUCGUAAUUUAGCUGAAGCAAAAAUCGAAACGACCGUAAUCACCGACUCGGCAGUUUUUGCUCUAAUGUCAAGAGUUAAUAAGGUGAUAAUCGGAACUCAUACAGUAAUGGCCGAUGGAGGGUGAGAGAGCUAGUUAUUAUAUUAAUAGU
Molecule: messenger RNA, 789 nt
Organism: Amphimedon queenslandica
Lineage: Eukaryota; Metazoa; Porifera; Demospongiae; Haplosclerida; Niphatidae
Product: translation initiation factor eIF-2B subunit beta-like
Exons: 12
Coding region: 42-764 (240 amino acids)
Biological process (GO): translational initiation
Cellular component (GO): eukaryotic translation initiation factor 2B complex
Molecular function (GO): translation initiation factor activity; guanyl-nucleotide exchange factor activity
Source: RefSeq, a predicted model, not a curated record